CAGAGGAUGCCUUACAAGACUUACAAAAACAGAUGGAUGCCAUGACAGAAGUGCUGAGCAAUUCUGAUGAAGUGGAUCAACUAAUACUGAGAAACACAGGUCUGACUGAUGAACUGCUCAAGAGUUUGGCAAUGGCGCUCAAGAGAAGCCCAUCCGAAGUCACAGUGAUUAACCUUAAUCUGAACCAAAUCGGACCCCCUGGAGUCAAUGUUUUACUAGACCUUCUACAAGCCAAACCACAGAUCAAAGAACUACUAUUGUUUGGAAACCAACUUGGCGAUCUUGGAGUACAGACCCUGCUUAGUGGAUUGGCUGAACUUCAAGAUAAAACAGCAGCGCUGCGUGGAAACUCUGAACCGAUCCACUUCUCUCCAGUUAGCAUUGUGAUCAAAGAGUUAGACCUAGGUGGAAACGGCAUUGGCAGCGAGGGCCUGAGGGUGCUGGCCACUUUCAUGAGGUAUCAUUCCCAUCUUCAGUAUCUGGGCCUGGCACAGACAUCAUGUUCUGACAUGGAUGCUUGGAUAGUCUUGUUUGAAAGCCUGAAAGUGAACACUACGCUGACACACAUCAUCUUAGAUGAAAGCAACCUUGGGGACAAUGGUAUCAAGCUGUUUGCUGAGGCACUGAGAUCAAAUAAGACCCUGAGGAAGGCAGACUUGGAUAAUAACAGUUUCGGCGAGGUUGGAGGACAUUAUCUCCUGGAGGCUCUACGCUCUGGGGGAAAACGUUCCCUUGAGAACCUCAGCCUGGAGGGGAACUACAUCAGCACCGCACUGAUGGCCAACAUACAGCAGGAGCUCGAAUCUAACAGACCAGCUCUGUAAACAGAUGUAUCAUCAAUUAACUUGUGCUUUACAACUCAAACUUCUGGCGGGAUGUACAGUAAAUAAGCCUGAUGUCUUCAGUACAGGACAGAGGGAAAAACUUUGUGGCCAGCACAUGGGUGGCUUCCAGUAACUCUAAAUGAAUUGCUUUAUUCUGUGAUCCAUCUAUUUGGGAGUUUAAACA
Cyprinus carpio (common carp) is the source of this 1008-nucleotide messenger RNA. Its product is annotated as ribonuclease inhibitor. Gene Ontology annotation, biological process: nucleocytoplasmic transport; activation of GTPase activity. Gene Ontology annotation, molecular function: GTPase activator activity; small GTPase binding. The transcript is spliced from 3 exons. Bases 33 to 824 code for a protein of 263 amino acids. NCBI's taxonomy places the organism in Eukaryota, Metazoa, Chordata, Actinopteri, Cypriniformes, Cyprinidae. The record is from RefSeq and is a predicted model, not a curated record. Gene Ontology annotation, cellular component: perinuclear region of cytoplasm; nucleus; cytosol.